CUCCCAGAGCCCGCUGCGUCGACCCCGGCCGGGCCCCGGACCAGGCGUGCGGGGGACCGGCGGGAGCCGCCGACGUGAGGUGCCCUGUCACCGCCCUCCCGGCGACUUUGGGCAAAUCACUUAGCAAUCGUGUUCCUCGGAAGGUCCGGUGUGUGUCCCGCGGGGCGCGGCAGCCGCAGGGAAGCGGGCAGCGGGGCCCGAGAGCCGCGUGCGCGCCCGGGAACUUCGGCGGCCGGCGCGGCGCGGGGACCUCCGGCGGGAGCGCGGCGGCGCGCUCCUCCGGGCCGCGGAGCCGCGGGAGCCUCGGCGCCGUCCCGCUCCCGGCCGCGGCAGGCGAGUCCGGGGCAGCGCCGGCGGCGGGGACCCUACGCCCGGGAGCUCCCCGCUCCCCGAUCUGAAAGACGGAUCUAAAGAAACAGCAUGGAGAAAUGACUUUUGUGUCCUGCAUUUCCACGGAGGCCUCUGUUCUCACAGAUUUGCAGACGAGAACAAAGAGAGUGCACAGUCAUAGAGAAACUUGUCUUUGGACUCCUGCAUAACUCAAGGCAGGUGUAGUGCCUCAUGAGUGGAAUGCACUUGUCUCUGCUUCAGUUACGUAAGACUUCCAGUGGGACAUCAGUCAAGGGCUGAACCAUUAUGGGAAAUAUGGAGACUUUCCUCCUUCUCGCCAAGUGAGAAGUCACUUGGAAGGCUGAGUAGGGCUACAGAGCAAGGCUUCCUGGCUUCAGGCUCCACCUACAGCACUUCCGCAUCUGGACCUCGAACAGUUUGGGGAAUGAAGAUAUUCCGAUGUUGCUUUAAAUACACUCUUCAGCAAAAACUCUUUGUCCUGUUCUUAGCCCUGUGGCUGUUCUCCUUGUUAAAGCUUCUAAAUGUGGGCAGGCUUCUCUUCCCUCAAAGAGACAUUUACUUGGUUGAAUAUUCCCUAAGUACCUCACCGUUUGUAAGAAACAGGUUCCCCGCCGUUGGGGAUGCUGCCAGAGAUGAAGUUAACUGCUCAGGGAUCUACGAGCACGAGCCCUUGGAAAUCGGCAAGAGCCUGGAAAUCAGGAGGCGGAACAUCAUCGACUUGGAGGACGGUGACGUUGUGGCGAUGACAAGUGACUGCGACAUCUAUCAGACCCUAAGAGGGUACCAUGAGAAGCUUGUCUCCAGAGAGGAGCAGGCCUUCCCGCUGGCCUACUCACUGGCUGUCCACAAAGACGCCAUCAUGGUCGAACGGCUGAUCCGUGCCAUCUACAGCCAGCACAAUCUCUACUGCAUCCAUUAUGACCUCAAGUCAACGGACACGUUCAAAGUUGCCAUGAACAACUUGGCUAACUGCUUCUCCAAUAUUUUCAUCGCUUCCAAAUUAGAGGCUGUGGAGUACGCCCACAUUUCCAGGCUCCAGGCUGAUUUGAACUGCUUGUCAGACCUCCUCAAGUCUUCCGUUCAAUGGAAGUAUGUCAUCAACCUAUGUGGGCAAGACUUCCCCCUAAAGUCAAAUUUUGAAUUAGUGUCGGAGCUGAAGAAACUCCAAGGAAGGAAUAUGUUAGAGACAGUGAGACCACCUACCAGCAAAAUGGAAAGGUUCACUUACCAUCAUGAGCUCAGACAGGUGCCUUAUGAAUACAUGAAACUGCCAGUGAAGACAAACAUCUCCAAGAAGGCACCCCCUCAUAACAUCGAGGUGUUUGUGGGCAGUGCCUAUUUUGUUUUAAGUCAGGCAUUUGUUAAAUAUAUUUUGAACAGCUCCCUCGUUGAAGACUUUUUUGCCUGGUCUGAAGACACAUACUCUCCUGAUGAGCACUUUUGGGCUACCUUAAUCCGGAUACCAGGGGUACCCGGAGAGAUUUCCAGGUCAUCCCAGGACGUGUCUGACCUGCAGAGUAAGACCCGGCUGGUUAAAUGGAAUUACUAUGAAGGCUUUUUCUACCCCAACUGCACUGGCUCUCACGUCCGCAGCGUGUGCAUUUAUGGAGCUGCAGAAUUGCGGUGGCUUAUAAAGGAGGGGCAUUGGUUUGCUAAUAAAUUUGAUUCUAAAGUGGAUCCCGUCUUGACUAAAUGUCUGGCAGAAAAGCUUGAAGAGCAACAGAGAAAGCUGAUUACUUUAUCUUCAGAAAAGUUCAUUAUGAGAUCCCAAAGCCACACAUCAUAAGAUCACUACGGACUUGAGGGUACCUGAUACAGAAACUUAAGGAAGAUGGAAUCAUGUACCCAUGCCCAACACCCUCUGAACUUAAUACCUUCCAAGGGUGAAACUUCUAUAGAAUUCCAUGCAUGGACUUUGAGCCCACAGGCCGGUGGUUUGUAAGUGCUAGUCUUAAAUGUUCAGUGAUAGCACAUUUAUUGAACACCUAAGAGUGCAUCAGGAACUUUGUCAGAAGACAGCCGGAGUUACACCUGAGUUGUAAUGAACUGUGCACUUGGGAAGCAGUGUUUAGCCUCCUAAUGUGGCAACUGUGGUGUUCCGUGUUUCCGUGUAACACUGAGGGUGCUACGGAAGGUGACGUCGGAGGGUGCGCUAAUCAUGUAAGCCGCUCGCCUCUGGGAAGCAUGUGAGUGCAAAGCCGGCACUCCUUUUCUCAGUUCAGCAACUAAGACAUUUUUAAAUCGUCAGGAUACUAGGAGGAGGAGUCCACUACCUCAGAGAAAUGCAAAGAAUUGUCCGAUCGCCUGCUUGCCAAAGUCUAAGUUACCUUUUGGUGCCUCACUUUUCUGAUUCAGGGAGAGGGAACACCGUUGGUGUGACGUUUGUAGGGUCUGCUUGUCUGAGAGGGCAGAGGGGGCGGGUGGUGGGUGGCUCGGGACAGGUGGUGCCUGAAGGGGAACAAAGGGCCUUGUUGUGUUACACAAUGUUGUCACGAAUGGUUUCCUUUUUAAUUCACUUCUUUCUUUAAAACACAUAUACUAGUGAAAAUGAAACUGAGUACUCGUUGAAAGUGUCAUGGACCAGGCCCCUGGGCCUCUGCCUAUCACCUCACAAGUCAGCUUACUAGAUAAGAUUGUGCCCUUGCUGUGGUGCGCUUCUGACGGGGUUGAUAGUUCUUCUUUAAGGAACUGUCAAGUCAGUAAGUUUCCUUAGAAAGGUUUUGUGGAAAUACAACAGCUUUCUCAGUUGGUUAUUGCGGUCACUUGCACAUUUUUCUUUUUUAAGCAAAAUGGAAUCAAAAUGCAAAAUGAUAAACACUCCAAGUUAGUGUAGCAUUUUUCUCAACUGAGCACCAAAAGGAAUAUUAUGACCUUUAUUUUAUUAAUAUCCACACUUAAAAGAAUUGUGGCAGAGGCUGACGUAGACUGGCUGUCCUGUGUGUCGUACCUUGGAGGGAGAGCCUUGGGAACAGCCUGCAGGAUUACAGUCCCCAGGUAAAGUGGCACACGCGUGAAGCUUCCGUGUAUUCUGAUAGCAGCCACAGUAACUUCUCAAAUAGGUAGUAAUCAGGGCCAAAACCAGAUGGUGUGAGAGAAUGAAGUGCUUAAAUACCCUUUUCAGUUUCUGGCUCUGCGUGUGAGCUGCAUGUGGUGUAUUAACGGUGUCACCAUUUUCACUUCAUUAUCCUUAAAGACAGGUUUUAGAGGGACUGGAGGGUGGCUCAGCAGUUAAGAACACAUGCUGCUCUUGCAGAAGACCCAAGUUCUGUUCCCAGCACCCAUACUAGGAGGCUCCCAUCUGCCUGAAACUCCAACUCUAGGCAAUCCAGUGCCUUCUGGCCUCCAAGGGCACCUACACACACACACACACACACACACACACACACACACACACACACACCACAUAGAGAUAAGUUUUUAAAGAGUUGAGUUUCACGGUAAAGCUGCUCGGCUCUAUGAGGAGCCGUUGAGUUCUCCCCAUGGGCUCCUGUUCUCUGCGCGCUGCACACAGGGAUGCGGGUUGUGGUUUCCUCAUGAGCUUUUAGACUGCGGUUCAAGUGGAGACAACUGUUGAAACAGGGCAUGAUAACGGUGUAAGAUAAGCACGAGUCGCAAAGUCCAUGGGGAGACUUAAACCAUCCUUUUUGAAACACACAAAGGCCACAGUCACAGGGAACCUGUGUCGCCAAAUUCAGAUCUGAGAAAAAGCCCCGUCAGGGCAUGUGGAGUUUCUUUACAGCCAACAGCACUGCAUGUUGGUCUAGAUGGGGAACAAAGGUCAGAGAAACUUCGCUAACCAUCUAGGAUCAAACUCACCAGGUCUUGGUGUGUGUGUGUGUGUGUGUGUAUACACACACACAAUUACUUUGGCCAUCAAUAGAAUGUAAGUGCAACAAGUAAGUAGCAUCUAGUUAGUCCUUUGUCUUUCUGGAGAGAAAGGAGCCUGUUUCCUGUUUACUAGGAGGUGUCCCAAGUUGCUCCAUUCUUUCAUGCUAUUUUCCAGUGGACCGUAGUCAGACAAAAUGGCGAUGCCUUCCUUUCCCCAUGGACACGUCUCUCUGCACUCAGAAAUGUCAGCUGCUAGCAUUUCAGGGAGCCUGCCGAAGCACAGGCCUUGCCUUGGGAAUCCUGCAGUUUCCCGUUCGCCUUCAGAAUUGAUUCUGACAAAAACCUUUUGCUAUGAGUCCUUCCCCGGUCUGGGAAUGUGCAACACUGUUUUAUAAUUGUUCUUUGUACUGUAUUUAUUGAAUUUAGAUUCUAAUUUAUCUAAAGAUGAGUUUACGAAUUAUAUGUGAAUGUUAGAGGAAUAAUGAAAGAUGAAAGCUGUCAAAAUGCAUUGUGUGAUUAAUCUGCUGUACUCUAGGUACUAUGUGUAUGGAAAAGCCAGUAUUGCCAUUUCUGUUUUGCUCAUUUUACAUAAAAAUAUCACUGAAAGUUUGAGAUUUUAGGGCUAUAGAGAUGGCUUAGCGGUUAAGAGCACUGGCUGCUCCUCCAGAGGACCCAAGUUCAAUUCCCAGAACCCUGAUGUCAGCUUACAGCCGCCUGUAACUCCAGUCCCAGGGGAUCUGACGUCCUCUCUGGCCUCGGGAGGCGCCAGGCACACAUGGCGCACAGACGUGCAUGCGGGCAGAAUACUCCUACACAUAGAAUAAGUUAAAAGUUAGAGCUUUCUCUUGGGUUCCAGAAUGUGAAUAUAUAUGUGCUUAAGUAUUUCAUGGAAAAUAAAAUGACAAUCUGGGGAAUGUAAAGUGAAUGUAUUGUUAAUUAUAUACAGAUUGUUCCUGUUGAUGGUAUAAUUUUCUAUUUUUUCUUAUCAUUCUCUUAAGUCUCCUUUUUGUGUGGUCCCUGUUUACUUUAAUAAAUUUAUUUAAUAAAUGUAUUACUGUAGUAAUAAAUCACUUUGGUAAUAAAUUUCCCAUGUGUGAGUUUUAAA
This is a messenger RNA of Psammomys obesus (fat sand rat), 5284 nucleotides long. It is a transcript of the gene Gcnt4, whose product is annotated as glucosaminyl (N-acetyl) transferase 4. The record is from RefSeq and is a predicted model, not a curated record. Lineage: Eukaryota; Metazoa; Chordata; Mammalia; Rodentia; Muridae. Gene Ontology annotation, cellular component: membrane. The transcript is spliced from 5 exons. Gene Ontology annotation, molecular function: acetylglucosaminyltransferase activity. Bases 776 to 2137 code for a protein of 453 amino acids.